AUGGCGCCUCUCACUGCGGCCUCCGACGAGCACACGCAUCAAGCUCUCCUCGAUCAGCUCGACAUCUACAAGGUCCACAAGCCGUUCCGCAAUUCACACUGGAAGCCGCCGCAACGUCGCAACAAGAAUGUCAAGCAGAUCAUCGCCGAUGCCACGCGCAAAGAAGCCUCCGUUAUGGCUACCCAGAACAACAGCGGCGCCUCUACGCCUGCCGUACCGCAUACCGAAGGUGCCACCGGCACCGCAACCCCCGUCGGUCGACCCCCAAACAUCGCACAAGCUGCUCAAAGCCUGAGUACCCUUGUGCUGGAAAAGAAUCUACGGACUGCUGGGGGCGGAACAGGGCUUGCGCAUGGGAAUAGCACAGGGCCUGCAGCUACGUAUACGAACAUUGAGAGUGCACCGAGCUUUCAUCCGAGUAGUCAGAGGAGGUACUGCGACAUUACAGGGCUAUCAGCACCCUACACGGAUCCCAAAACCAGAUUACGUUAUCACGACAAGGAAGUAUUUGGCGUCAUAAGGACGAUGCCACAGAACGUUGUUGAGGGGUAUCUCGGUGCGAGAGGUGCACACACAGUAUUGAAGUGA
Messenger RNA from Didymosphaeria variabile, 588 nucleotides. It is a transcript of the gene IES6, whose product is annotated as chromatin-remodeling complex subunit ies6. Gene Ontology annotation, cellular component: Ino80 complex. The record is from RefSeq and is a predicted model, not a curated record. Lineage: Eukaryota; Fungi; Ascomycota; Dothideomycetes; Pleosporales; Didymosphaeriaceae. The coding region runs from base 1 to 588 and encodes 195 amino acids. The transcript has a single exon. Gene Ontology annotation, biological process: chromatin remodeling.